GUCGCCUGCAGAUCCCCGGAUCCCCGUAGGCAGCAUCUGGUCUUUGUCCGGCCCUCCUCCGCACGCACUGGAACAUUUGAAGUGGUCUUUCGUCCCCGGCUUCCCACAGAGAGUGUUCUGGGUUCUCACGGCUUACCAGGAUUGACACUGUAGUGCGCGAAACUAAGUUCAACACUAAAGGAGAUGGCCGCACCCUUUUCUAAAGUGGAGAAUUUUCCUCAAAAACUAGUCUUCUAGUGGCUGGAAGAAGGAUGAAAAUGGGGACAAGGAGGUCUGGGAUUGUACAGGAGAGGGAGGACGGCUUUCUCAAGAGACUCCUGGAGACGUGGCCCCCGGAACUCCCCACCCGGUUCCCCGGGCUCGGCUUCUCCUCGCGGGUCCCUGGCGCCCCCUGGCGGCGAGCUCCUGGACGGCUCCGCAGAGACACUCCCUCAGUGUUUGGGUGGAGCCGUACUCCUUUCCCUGCGCCUCCAGGGGACACUCGGGCGCAUGCGCGCCCUCCAGCCGCGCGCUAUCUGCGCGGGAGCCGCCUGGAGGUUGGGAACCAGAGGUGCUGAUUGGUGCGUUCCAAAGUCCGCGGAAGUGCCUGCCUACGGGACAGACUGGUAGGCAUUCAAACGCCGGUCACCGCUCAUUGGGCCUGGGCGCAGAGGGCGGGUCCCAGCCCGAGCCCUGAUUGGUCGCUGGGUCCGGCUUGCCCGGGCGGGCGAUCCGAGGCUGCCUGGUGCUGGCUGCAUGGGGCGGCGGAGGCACCGGGUGGAAGGAGCGGCCAGGGCCCUUCCUGAAGCUAUCGCUGCGUUGAGUCGGUCCCUGCCCGCUGGGCCCAGCCCUGAAAUCUUCCGCCGCGCGAAGUUUAACCGUCCAGAGGCGGCUCCAGUGCUUUGGCAGCUUCUCUUACGCGUGCUCUCACCGCUUGCUGCUAAAGAUACCUUGACCGACCUUGCUCCAGAGGCUCAAGCCCGUGUGGUGAAGUCAGCACUGGACUCCCAGGGCUACCCCAGGUCUGCACUGGUACAGUUUCCUGAGGGCAGUUCUCAGAGAAGCCGGGAACUGCUGCUGGCCCUGUCUUGGCUUCUGGCACAAGGACCCUUCCUUGAGCAGCUGCUUGCCCAGACCCGUGUGCAGUUGGGUGAUCAGCUGCCCCAGUGUGAGUGUGAGGCCCUGGCCAUCCCUGGCCCUCUUGCACCCCGUGUGGAAACAGAGAGUCCGGUGGAUCUCCGACUAGUGGAAUGGCUGAUGGGAAAGCUGCGGUUUAGGUGGCGACGCCUGAUCUCCAGUCAGCAGGAACAGUGUACCCUGCUCAGCAAGAUCCACCUGUACACCCGUGGAUGUCACAGCCAGCGGAACCUUGACCAUCUUUCUGUUGCUGAAACAGAGAUGCUCAGAGACCCAGAGAGCAGUCAGCAGCUUCUGCAGGCGCUGGAGAGUGAGAACAUACGCCUGGGGGCAGCUCUGGAGUGGCGGCAGUGUGAGCUGGUCUUCUGGCAGUGGAUGGAUACAGUUCUGGAUGCCUGCUUGUCGGAGACUCCUGCUGUGACCUCACAGCCCACAGUUCUGCCCAUGAUUUCUGAAUGUGGGCUUGGUGAGCUGGAGUUGGUAAAACAAGAGUUGCAGGCCCUGCAGGAGGAGCUACGGGAAGUGGCUGAGCCCCGGAGGGCGGCAUGGGAAGCCCAGGUUGGAGGCCUAGGUCAGGGGCCAGAGUGGAGCACCACAAGGAGGGCCUUGCAGGAGGCUGUCAAACAGGAGUUGAUUGCCCUGCAGGUAUCCUGGGAGCCAUCCAGUGACCCUACCCAGCCCCAGAGACCCCAUCGGCUGGUGAGAAGUAAGGAUCAGUCACCAGGACCUCAAGGCCUACAGGCAGCUGAGAUGAUCAGGACCCUGAGCACCCAGGAGGCCGGUCUGAAAAAGGUGCUGCACCAGCUACAGAGCCAGUGUCAGCAGGAGCUGGCCAGGCUGGCUGGUGCUCUGCCUGGCUUGAUUUGGAUUAUGGUUCCUGGACACUGAAGGCCCCAAGGUGUGCCCACCUGUGUAGAGGUCUUUGUAGGGUCUCAGAGGAGCAGACUGGGGCUGGCAUUGGAGCAGAGGUCCAAGCCCUGUUGCCUACAGUUUUAGAGUCACCAUGGGCUGGUCCUCCAGAGCAGUUUGGAGGGGACCUAUAUAUACAUGGUAGAGCUGUCUCUGGGGACACCAGGUUGUUGCCCUCUGCCACUGCCCUUUAAUUUCCCCCACUUCUGAUACUGGGCUCUGUGUGGGGCAUGGUGGGCCCCGGGCUGGAAUCACGUGCUGCACAGUGCAGGAAGCACCGGGUCUCCCCCGAGUGGAGCAGCUCUGGUUUCUCCGACUCUAGCUGUACACCUCCUGCAGCAGAGCCUCCUCCUGUGCUGGGCCGUGGAUGUGCCUGCUGUGUGUGAGGAGCUGGAUGGGAGCCCUGGGGCUCUGCCGGGGAGAGAAGAGGAGGGAAGCUGCAGUGCAGACAGAAGGCCUUUGUUCUGAAGGCUGCUGGGCACUGGGCAAGCUCAGGUCUCACAAAGCAGCUUGUGUCCAGGACGUGCCCACAGCCUGGUGGGAUGGCUCUCUCCUAGCCCAGGCUUCUAGCCGGUGGGCCCAAGCGGGUCCCGUGGUUUCUAACACUGCCUUCCUUCCUAUCCCUAGCUCCAAACACUGACCAGACACUGGGCAGGUGGUAGGUUCCACUAGGCAACCUCUAGCCUCCUGCUAACUCAGGCCUGAGGCCACUAUCCAACUCUGGGCACCCUGGACCCUCUGCUAGAACAUUCUCUCAUGGGGUUUUCCUGCUUGCCUAAUGUCGUAUGGUUAGGGUGAUAGUUCUGAUACAGGUGCCCUCUGGCCUUGAGGCAGGGCACCAUGCUGUUUGUUCCAGUGACUGUUCCUAGCAUGUUUCUGGAAGACCAGUGUCUAACAGGUCCUUCCUGACUUUCAUGAUGUAGCUCCUAGAGUCUGUGGAACCUCCUGCCUGUUGCUGAGCCUCUGCUGUCCCUCCUGGCCUGCAGCCCCUGUCCGUGCUAACACUUGCUUAGCUCUUCUUGCUGCUUCCACCUGUGGGUUCCAGCUCUGGUCCAGGACACAUGGGAAGUUGGCUCCUUGUGACAGUGAUAUGAGCUAUAAACAGGUCCAGUUAUGCUCCCUGCCUCUGAAAACUGCCCUGCUGUAGGACUUCCAGUGGCCCUUUGGAGCUUGACCUUAAAAAAUCUAAAUGCAGGGCUGGAGAGAUGGCUCAGAGGUUAAGAGCAUUGCCUGCUCUUCCAAAGGUCCUGAGUUCAAUUCCCAGCAACCACAUGGUGGCUCACAACCACCUGUAAUAAGGUCUGGUGCCUUCU
Microtus oregoni (creeping vole) is the source of this 3338-nucleotide messenger RNA. RefSeq names its product tubulin epsilon and delta complex 1 (gene Tedc1). The record is from RefSeq and is a predicted model, not a curated record. The transcript has 9 exons. The coding region runs from base 736 to 2004 and encodes 422 amino acids. NCBI's taxonomy places the organism in Eukaryota, Metazoa, Chordata, Mammalia, Rodentia, Cricetidae.